GAUUUCCGCUUCCUGUCUCGCUCCCGCCCGCCUCUGCCAGCGAUCCGUGAGUGAUAAGAGUCCGGAGCGUUCCUGACCAUCUUGGCGAGAUGUCUGAAGGCUGGGAGGCCUGGCCGAUCCUCGGUCCGGGAUGGAAACGCAGGGCAGCCACGCGGAAAUCGGGAGCCUCGUGCGGACACACGGACACUUAUUACCAAAGUCCCACAGGAAUGCGCAUCCGGAGUAAGAUUGAAUUGGCCAAGUUUUUAGGGGACGAGGUGGACUUGUCGUUUUUUGACUUUAAGAGCGGAGCCAUAAUCUCGCACGCAGAGAGGAAUAAGCCUAAGAGGCCAAGUUUACCAUCAGAACCUGCAGUCCAACACGAACCCAAAAAACCACGAGUCUCUAUGCCUCUGUCCACGAGCCUGGAGCCCCCGGACAAUAACAAUACAGAGGAGAAGCUGGUUGUCCUCUGCCAGGGCUGUAAAGUGUGGUUUGCUGGAGUGGAGUUUGGGAAGUCGAAGCGGACGAUGUGGUACUGCGCCGACUGCAGAGCUUACAGACGAGCUUUCAACAGAGAACAGAAGUAUCUCAAAAGCGUAGGCUGCGGAUCCUGUGCUGCCUGCAAGGUCCCCGAGAACUGUGGUUAUUGCACCGUUUGUCUGCUGCGCUCCCACAACCCGGAGUUCGGCAGUUCGUGGAAGUGCGUGAGGAGGCGCUGCCUGCAGGAUCUCCGCAAGGUUGGUGACUGCGGAACCUGCGAGGGUUGCUGCUCCACGACUAACUGCGGCGACUGCUCCGCCUGCAUCGAGCUGGUCCAGAACCCCGGCCAGCAGAACAAAAAGACAUGUUUGAAGCGGAUAUGCAGGAGCAACCAAGAGAAGAUAAUUAUCCAGCCGUCGGACCUGAAAAGCUUUGGCACUAAGAAGAUGACGGUAUUCUCUGUCUUUGACCAGAAACAGUCUUUGGUUACCAAAGAGAAGCCACCGCAGGAAAAGGAAGCUCCGCGGAGCCAGCGACACGCUGGCCGCCGCCAGAACCGGAGGUGCGGGGAGUGUGAGGCCUGCCUGCAGAAGGUGGACUGUGGCAGGUGUGACUUCUGCCGGGACAAGCCGAAAUUUGGUGGCCGUAAUUUAAAACGGCAGAAGUGCCGCUGGCGCCAGUGCCUGCUUUUUGCCAUGGAGAAGAAUAUCGCUCCCUUCCUCAAGUCUUCCAAACAACCCGCGUUGCUGGAAAAUCUGAAGCAGGAGGCAGCAGAGACGGCAGCUCAGAGUCAGGACCAGGACGAGUCUCACCAAAUACCGCUCCUUAAACAGGAUACAUCUGUAGACGGGCUCCAAGGCAGUUGUGCGGGAGAAGCGGUAACAUCCCAAAUUGUAAAAGAAGAAGAAGACGACGACGAGGACAAGGAGGGAUACAGCAUCACGUAUGUGGUGGAGGAGGACGAGGAGCCGCUGAACCUGCAUCGCUCUGUGAAGGAAGAGGAGUUGGUCUCUGAGGAUGAUGAUGACGAUGAUGAAAGCACUCCCGUGAUCACAGAGAUCUUCAGCCUGGGCGCCUAUCAGGCCAUGAGCGGCUUAGACCGAGUCCUGCAGGAGUUUAUGACCGAACUGAUUGAGAUUCCUUUACCGGCACACUGGGAGUUGCUGCCGGCCACCGGCCCCAACAUCCAGCUGGUGCAGCGGUCCCAGCAAUCCACGAUGGCGGACACCGUUAUUCACAUUCAGCCCGGACUCCAUUUCUUUGUGACUGUAAAGGGCCGCCCUCUCCCCUCCGUUCAUAAUCUGUACUCUGUACACCCGAGCCGCCUCACCACGGUGGACGACGUAGUGGAGCUUAUUUGUGACCUGGAAGCUUAUCGUCCUUGUCCAGGAGUCCCCAAGCAAGGCCUGCUCUCCGCGGCGUGCCACGUGCUGGUGUACGAGGGCCCGUGCCCGGAAUGCUGCAAAAUCCCGUGGCCUUCAGGCAGUGACCUGUGACUGGGCAGAGAGGGUUGAGCCUGCGCUCAGGGACACGGAACUGGGGAUUCUGGUCUGCUUGUGAGAUCGGUGGCUGAGGAGAGCAUCAGAGGGAAGAAGCCAUGAUGUCUGGGGAGUGACCGAGGCUCUGCGUGGAGGAUUGUCGGCCAUGUCUGUGGUGGGCUAAUGGCCUUUAUUACAAGCCACGUUCUGGUUUGGGGACCCAAGCAGUUUUCUGCGAGACCUCCAUUCGGAUUUUAGUUGGGGGGGGGGUGAGAAUGUUAUGGAUGUAAACGCCUCACGGAUUUCAUUGCUUUGAUGUGAUACUCAGGGGAGCAGAGGACGCCGGCGCGCACCAAGAGGAUCGCAAGACGCCACGCUGCAGCUUCUACGAAAGGGACCAAUUAAAAGCCAUGUUGUGCUGAAUGAUACGGGUGCGAUUGUCUAAGCCGAGCUGCUUGUGUUGUGUGUAAUGGCCGACAGGGUGGAGAGGCUCAGGGGGCCACGUAGCCCUAACUCUGUAUAAUGAACAACUCCUGGGUCUCCGUUUCCAGGCUGUUUGUGGCGAUGUGUUUGGAGUCGAGUGCGGUUUGCGUGUAUUUGGCCGCCAUGUUGGCUGCUGGAAGGGAGGGACUGGAUGGGUGAGAGGGCACCGUUAGGCCAGCCGGCGUAUCUGUGCGUCUGGACUCGUAGUUUUUGACGGGUCGGCUCACAAUUCACACUUCUGUUUAUUUUUGUGGGUUUUUUUUACACUGGAAGUAACUGAGGCUGGGCCGCAGGAUGUAAAGUUUAUCGAAAUGUUUAAAAAAAUCCCAUAGAAUCUUCAGGUUCCGCUUUGGUUUUAUUUUCUUAUUUCCCGUUAACGCCGAGCAGCCGCCCGUGCCGAUAUUUCUCGACUCGUGUCCGUAGUCUUCCUCUCGGCCUUCGCUCUGUGGGGGUGGAAGCUGCCGCCUCGUGCCUGCGCAGUACCUGCUGCUGCCGUUCUUUCCCUUUAACUCUCCGUGGAGAGUGGCUGCUUUUUAAAUAAAGAAAGAGUUCUGCAUUUUC
Messenger RNA from Spea bombifrons (plains spadefoot toad), 2984 nucleotides. It is a transcript of the gene MBD1, whose product is annotated as methyl-CpG binding domain protein 1. The coding region runs from base 90 to 1958 and encodes 622 amino acids. The transcript is spliced from 16 exons. Gene Ontology annotation, molecular function: zinc ion binding; DNA binding. The record is from RefSeq and is a predicted model, not a curated record. NCBI's taxonomy places the organism in Eukaryota, Metazoa, Chordata, Amphibia, Anura, Pelobatidae.